Messenger RNA from Solanum lycopersicum (tomato), 834 nucleotides. Its product is annotated as BAG family molecular chaperone regulator 3. NCBI's taxonomy places the organism in Eukaryota, Viridiplantae, Streptophyta, Magnoliopsida, Solanales, Solanaceae. Gene Ontology annotation, molecular function: protein binding. The record is from RefSeq and is a predicted model, not a curated record.
UCCACUUUCUCUAAGCCAGCCCUUUCUUAACAACUUUUAUAUUUUUAUAAGUAAACGAAAAUGAUCAAGUUGAGAUGCAAAAAGUUCUUCAGAAGCAACUCAAAGGUUGCAAGUAGUAAUGCCGUCGUAGCAGAUACCAAAUUAGGUGGUGAAAUAAAAUGGGAAUUACGUCCAGGAGGUAUGUUGGUACAAAAGAGAGAAUGUGCAGAGAAUGAUGGAGAUUCAAUUAUCACACUUAGAGUCUCUACUGUAACUCAAUGGCAUCACAUUUCUAUACAACCAACUUCAUCUUUUGGAGAAUUAAAGAUGGUAUUGGCAAUGGUAACUGGUUUAGAACCAAAUGAGCAAAGACUAUUAUACAAAGGGAAAGAAAGAGAGGAUUGUGAAUACUUGCACAUGGUGGGGGUGAAAGACAAAGACAAAGUGUUACUCUUUCAAGAUCCAUCUAUCAAAGAGAGGAAACUUGCAACAAAUGGACAUGUCCAAGAUAUAGGAUCCACUUACCACACCAUUUGUGUCUAAUGAGUAACAUUAUUAGUGUGUGCAAUUUCUUGCCUUUUCUUUAAAAAACUAACCCCCUCAUCCCCCUCCACUCCCCUCCUCAUCAAGAAAAUGAGUGAUGAUGGAUCAAGAUUGGUGAUAAGUAUAUGCUCACCAACUUAGAUCGACUAGAUUAUGUGGUUGUUUUUAUGGUGUGUAAUGCCAAAUUUUAAUUUUAUAUGCCCUGGUAGCAUAUAUCAAAAUUCAAAAUUAAUGUGUAAUCUACUCCAGCAUCUCGAUUAGGUUAUCGAGUUUGUAAAUGUUUACUAUACUAAUUUUAAUUUUCUACUUUAA